Oppia nitens is the source of this 1284-nucleotide messenger RNA. Its product is annotated as leucine-rich repeat-containing protein let-4-like. Lineage: Eukaryota; Metazoa; Arthropoda; Arachnida; Sarcoptiformes; Oppiidae. The record is from RefSeq and is a predicted model, not a curated record. The transcript has 3 exons. Gene Ontology annotation, molecular function: protein binding. The coding region runs from base 47 to 1129 and encodes 360 amino acids.
GAAAUAUUAACUUUUAAUAACAUUUUCCAAUAAAAAAAAGUUGAAAAUGUUUUCACUUAAAGGUUUAUUCACAUUUGCAUUACUACUGGUCUCAGUGUAUGCCGACUGUCCAAAUGUUAAGGACAGUGAUAUCACACCCUGUGUUUGUUUAACUAAUCAGAUCCGAUGCGAGGGUCCGUCGGUGACCAACGAUGUGUUGGCCAAAGUAUUGGCUACAAUCGACAAAUCGAGAUCUGAUUACCAGAAAGAAUUUGAUGGUCUUGAACUUUACAAUACCAAAGUGACCAAAGUUACCACUGAGAUAUUUGGAAAGUUAGUAUUGAAGACUUUCGCCAAAUUCAAUAGCAAUCCGAUCUCCAGUGUCUCAUUGGGCAACUUUCCCGAUCUGGUGUAUCUGGAUCUGGUCAACAACAACCUAAGCAAAACGGUUGACUCCAAUCUAUUUCUUGGUCUCAAAAGUCUCCGAUUUGUCAAUUUGGGCGGUAAUGACAUCGAAGACUUCCCGCGCGACACAUUCGCCCAGUCGGACAAUCUUCAGAGGAUUGUCUUAAGCGGCAAUAAAAUCAAACGAUUGGAAUCCGACGAGUUUUCGUCUGAAUACCACAACAACAUUGAACUGACAGAAGUUGAUUUGUCUAACAAUGCGCUGACACUGUUGCCGAACAACAUCUUUUGGCCACUUCGGCGACCACUGUCCAUAAACUUGGCGCACAACAAACUGGCCACUGGUCUGGAAGUCGAUGCACUGAGCUUUGGCGAAGAUGCUAUUCAGUACGAACCGAUCCGAUUGAUACUCAGUGACAACGGUUUCAAAGACGAGAACCUAUUGGCCACAACUUUUGCACAUAUCGUACGCCAGAAGCUGUCCGUUGCGUUGGAUUUAUCCGACAACGGAGUGACUAAGUUAACAGACAAAGUAUUUCAGGAUCUUUUGAGAGCUAAUCGUCGCACAACUGUUACACUUAACGGCAAUCCAAUCAAAUGUGCCGAUUGUGCCAAUAAAUGGAUCCCCGGAGAUAUUGCCGCCAAUAAGGUCAGAGCCAAUCAGAUUCAACUGACCAAAUGCACAGACGAUGCCAAGAGAACUCUUACGCAAUAUACCGCCGCUGACUAUAAGGACUGCAAAUAAGAGGACUGCAGAAAGAAAAACCACUUUUCAUCGCUUAAUUUCAAUCAUCACUUUUAAUAAUAAUUGUUAUUUUAUUUAAUACAUGUUAUGAGUUUAUACAGAAUUAUUAUACACAAAAAAAUCAAAAUAUAAAAUAUUAAUAUAAUGUUAAAAUG